AUCGUAAUCUUCACCCGAUUUGUAUAUAAUAAGCAUUUCAACACACUAUGAUAUAUCCUCUUAAUAUGACUUUCCAUAUAUCAUGUGUUUAAUGCACCAACCUGAAAAAAACGUGGUAAAAUGAAAAAUGCAUACAAUACAACUUCCACUGAUAGAUAUAAUAAGCAGGGUGUUCAAACCCCGAUAUUAAAUAUCAUAUGAAAAUUUGGGGUACAAGGGGUUCGUGAUUUUAAUAAAAUUUGAAUACAUCUUAUUUGUCGGCAUCAGCAGAUGGCGUUUUGAUUCUGACAAGAGUCGACUUUAAUCGACUCUGCGAGUGCGUUUUUAAGAAACUAACACUUUCAUUGACGUCAACGUGAUUGUUAUCUGGAUAGAUGACAAUUUGUCAGUAAUAUUUUUUAAACAUUAUUCUACGUUAUCAAGUAAUGUUAAUGAAGGAUUUCUGGAGGAUUCGAACAGAUUUUGUAGAUUCAUUCAUAACCUAACUUAAAAUAUGGUCCGCGUUAAAAACAGGUACAUUACAAUUGAAAUAAUACCUAACAGCAACGCUGACAAAUCUUUGGCAUUGAAAACAACGGCAUUACAUAAUGCCAUACAACAAAAAGUACAACAGAUGUAUGGAGAUUACGGUCAAGCUGCAAUUAAAGCUGGAUUUAAUGCAAAGUACAGUAAUGUACACACAAAAAUUGCUUUGAUAAAAGUCCGACAUGGCCCACACAAGUUUGUUGUCAAUUCUAUACCACAAAUAACCGACAUCGGAGGACGUUUUGUGUCUGUGAAAAUACUAUAUAUUGGUGCGACUCUAAAGCACUGCUUCCUAUUUAUUAAAAGAUUUCAACUGAAAAAACUGGAAUAUAUGUGGGAAAGCCUGAAAAGCGAGACCGACAAGAAACGUAUGGAAGACGCAUUAAUGAGUAUGACCCCAGCGAUGAAAGACUUCAAAUAAGGUCCAUUUUUCAGAUACCUUAGUUAGAAAUAAAAAUCAUUAAAUUAUUUUUUAUA
Molecule: messenger RNA, 1002 nt
Organism: Orussus abietinus
Lineage: Eukaryota; Metazoa; Arthropoda; Insecta; Hymenoptera; Orussidae
Gene: Pop5
Exons: 5
Coding region: 494-946 (150 amino acids)
Biological process (GO): tRNA 5'-leader removal
Cellular component (GO): ribonuclease P complex
Molecular function (GO): ribonuclease P RNA binding
Source: RefSeq, a predicted model, not a curated record